AUAAUGAGGGGUUUCGCUAACUCACAGAGAUGGAGAAAUGAGGUGUGUGUGAGCAGAAGAUCCAGCCAUCUUCCACCGGAGCUGCUCGUGGAAAAGCAUUCAAAGCCUUUGUCUGUUAAUUAUGAUCUGAUGGAUGAACUCGUGCUUCAAUUGGGCUUGUAUAUUUAACACGGAUAUUGUCAUCUUUAGUCACUAUGGUUACAGGCAUUAGAAUACGGGCUUGACUUCGGUUGUUCAUUCGUUCAAACAGAAAGUAUUCAAGCUGCUACUGUAAGCUGAUGUAUGAACAUGACACCUGUAAGCAAAUUGUCAAUGCCAGACACUGACUGAUGACUGCGUGAAUGUAGCCAUAUAUUACUUUUAUACUGAAUAUAUGUGAUUUUUGGAGCUUCAAAGUUCUGGCCACCAUUCAAAAUUUCCUUCUAUAAAAAUUUGCUUGUGUUCUGCAGAAGAAAGAAAGUAAUUGAUUUCUGUGAAGUCAUGAGGGUGAGUAAAUAAUUUUUGGGUGAACUGCCCCUUUAAUUUCCCCUCGUGUCACACGUCCUUCUCCUCCUCCAGAGGGCGCUGUUCUGCCCUGUGCUUCAGCAACGCGCUUCUUCGCAGACAAAUGUCAACAGAAAACCAGGAAAACGGUUCUGACUGUGUUGUUUGACGGUUCUGCUGUGUUGUUUUUAGCUUAAACAGAUUGCAUGGGUGCAGUGCAACAGCAGAAAGACGUUACAAUCUGCUUGGAAGUACUGAGCUCUGCAUUGUGAGACUGAAAGUAUUAGUGUGUGUGAGCAUCAUGUCUGCAGCCUGUCCUCCCCAGUCACCAGCCGUGGCUAAGACUGAAGUUCUGGUUGAGGACUGGUGCCCGGUGCUGGCUGCAACCUUCGCCUACUGGGACAACAUCCUGGGACCCCGUGUACGACACAUCUGGGCCCCCAAAGGCCAGGGGUUGUCGCUGCUCUGUGACAGUGAGGUCACGUUUCUGGCCAAUCACACACUGAACGGUGAGAUUUUGCGGAGUGCGGAGAGUGGCGCAGUGGAUGUGAAGUUCUUCGUCUUGGCAGAAAAGGGAGUCAUCAUUGUCUCGCUGAUCUUCGACGGGGAACUCAAGGGCGACAAGAACACUUGUGCGCUGUCAAUCAUUCUGCCGCAGUCAGAGCUAAGCUUCUACCUGCCUCUGCACAGCGUGUGUGUGGAGAGACUUAAACACAUCAUCCGCAAGGGACGCAUAUGCAUGCAGAAGGGUUACAACAUCAUCUCUGUGUUGUCAUCUGAGAUUGUUCCCAUAAUGGAGCUUCUCACCUCCAUGAAGAAACACAGUGUUCCAGAAGAGGUGGAUAUAAAGGACACUGUGCUGAAUGAUGAUGAUAUAGGAGACAGCUGUCAUGAAGACUUUUUGCACAAGGCAAUCAGCUCUCAUCUUCAGACUUGCGGCUGUUCCAUGGUGGUUGGCAGCAAUCCAGAGAAAGUCAAUAAGAUCGUGCUCACGCUGUGUCUCUUCCUCACUCCUGCGGAGAGAAAGUGCUCUCGACUGUGCCAUCCUGACAGCUCAUUUAAAUAUGACACAGGCCUCUUUGUUCAGGGCCUCCUCAAGGACUCCACAGGGAGCUUCGUGUUGCCUUAUCGGCAGGUGCUCUACUCCCCGUAUCCCACCACUCACAUUGAUGUGGACAUUAACACGGUGAAGCAGAUGCCCCCCUGCCACGAGCACACAUAUCAUCAGCGGUGUUACAUGCGGGCUGAGCUCAGUGCCCUCUGGAGGGCCGCCAGCGAGGAUGACAUCAGUCCAGACAACCUCAUUAAUGCCCAGGAUUCCUACACCCCUGACUUGAAUAUAUUUCAGGACGUGAUGCACAAAGACACACUUGUAAAGUCCUUCAUAGAUGAGGUGUUUCUGUUGAAACCAGGUCUGUCUCUGCGGAGUGUGUACUUGUCCCACUUCCUUCUCCUGCUGCACAGAAAGGCCCUGACACUGCUCAGAUAUAUUGAGGAUGAGACGCAGAAGGGGAAGAAACCUUUCAGAUCUCUACGUAAUCUAAAAACUGAUUUGGAUUUGACAGUGGAGGGGGACUUGAACAUCAUCAUGGCAAUGGCAGAGAAGCUGCGGGCAGGCCUUCAUUCCUUUGUUUUUGGGAAGUCUUUCCUCACCAGCGUGCAAGAGCGUGACCUCCUCAUGAGCUUCUGAACUCUGCCGGAAUGCCUGUAGAUGUCAUCAGAUCACGAUUCUCUGGCCAUACCCACAUACUUACAUUUAUUUUAAGGAUGUUUCAAUGUGCUCUUUGUGUACAGCAUUUUGGAAAGUGCUGGUAAAUGUGCUUAAGUGCUCUAUCACAAUGCCUGCUACUGAAAUACUGUGAAAUUAUGAUAAUCUGUAAGUGAUAUCUGCAAGUGAUUCUUUAUUUGUGUGACAAAUCUUUGACACCUUUUAUGCAUAUGAGCUUCUUGGCCUCAUGAAGGAGAUGAGAUGUGUCAGGGAAAGAAAGUGUUUGGGUCUCACGGUCAAUUGCUUUCUGGUACUUUUUUUUUUUACUGCAAGCCUUAUAUAACACCAAGCAUUGAUUGUUUUGGAUAUCCUGCAUAGACAUGAUAACUAACAUGAUAGCAUAUGCCAGUCAUUUAUAAUAUCUGGGUAAAAGUAAGAAAAACCAUUUUGUUUACUGGUUAAAUGUAUAUGUGACAAAAGAACAAAGUAGAUGUAGUUUUGAUCUCACUAUGGGUUUGUAUUCUGAUCUGCAUGACUUUGUUUUAUUUAAAUUGGAAUACUGUUCAGGAUUUACAUAAGUAAUCUAAACUCUGUAAUAAUUUCCCUGACCUUUUAUCAAUGCUAUGAUUGUCUCAACACAAUGCAUAAUUCGCAUGACGGAUCUGCUUGCUUCAUUUGUGGUUGGGAAACUUUUCUUUGUUCCUUAAAAGUGAAGUGAAUAAUUUCUGCACAACUAGCAGCGCCACACCCAAUUGCAAAGUUAUAAAUGUUUUCAAACUAAUAUCCCAAACACUCCCCUGUCGACCAAACAGAUAGCUAGUAACAUUAAGCAACAAAGCACAUGAACACGAAUCACAAAUCCACUACGAGAAGUGAGAACUGUCCGACUUGACAGAACUUAUUUCACCCUCCCUGACUGCAGUUCCCUACUCUCAACUUUCAAUAUGAGUUUGACAUCUCAAACAAGGCUAUUGUUCCUGUGUCGGCCUGGUCAUGAUUCUCAAAGAGAGCAAUCUUUUAAUAGUGCCACAGAGCCACUUUAAGCAUAGUAGCAGUGAUGGCAAAUGUGUAACAGAAAAAAUGACAAACAUCAGCUUUAACUUGCCUAAAAUAACUAAUGCUUCAAUUAAUCUUACUUGUACAUCUGGUUUGGGAUAUGUAGGAAAGCUGGUGGGAAUUUGGAAUGUCGAGAAAAAUGUGCCUUGACUGACUAUAUUUAAAUGAGGCCAAAUCUCAGGCAUAAAAUGUGCGAGGAAGUCAGCAAAUAACAGGAAGGGCCCCAUAGCCAUCUUGCUUUCAUUUUGAAAUGUUCUUUCUUAAAAUAAUGCAUUAUUUCAGUGUUGUUAUACAUCACACAGCCUGUGUCUAUGGUAGACCCCUAAUGAUGGUGUAAUGUAGUGUAAUGUUGGCUCUGUCAACACACUUUAGAGUGUUCUGAACAUUUUGGGAAACUUGUGAAAGUCAUAAACUGAAUUUUAAUCUGAAAUAUGUAUAUUGGUACAUUUCAAUUGUAAAUGUGUUGUCUUAAUAAAUUGUGCUUAUUUUAUUUGUGAAACAUACUUGUCUGCAUACCUGUCUAUUCUAUGCAGUAGGAGGUUUAUUGGGGCUAAUAAGGGGAUUUUUAUUUGGUGACAAAGAACGAUUGAACACUGGACAAUGUAGCAGCUAGCUUUUCCCUAAGAUGUAGAAGAACUCCAGGAGACAAAAGCCCUAAUCUGAAUUUAUUGCAGUGCCUUGCAAAAGUAUUUAGACCCUUAAUCAAUUCUGUCAUGUUACAGAAUAGCAAAUACUAUUAUGUGUUCUCAGUUGUACUCUUUGAGAUUUUUAUUUAUAGGUCAAAAUGAUAUGUUAAAACAUUCUUCCCGGCUAAAUAAAUGAGUGCCUUGUAUGUUUCUCUCUCUUUUUUUUCAAUCAUUUUGCAACCCCUUUUUGAACACCAGUGGCUAUAUGACACUUGUGCAGCACA
Molecule: messenger RNA, 4157 nt
Organism: Xyrauchen texanus (razorback sucker)
Lineage: Eukaryota; Metazoa; Chordata; Actinopteri; Cypriniformes; Catostomidae
Gene: c9orf72
Product: C9orf72-SMCR8 complex subunit
Exons: 10
Coding region: 785-2173 (462 amino acids)
Biological process (GO): autophagy; endocytosis
Cellular component (GO): autophagosome; endosome
Molecular function (GO): guanyl-nucleotide exchange factor activity
Source: RefSeq, a predicted model, not a curated record